UCUCAAUUCCUUUUCCUGUUUCUCCCCAUUGCUGGUGGGGAGGGGAAUGGGGGGAAACAGCCUCUGGGUUGGACAUUUGGACUGCAGAUCCCAGAGAGGUGCAGAGAAGACAACAGCUGGGAGCAGGAACCACAUCCAGGAAUAAAAAUGGAAGAGCAGGACCCAGCAGGACCCAAACCCUGGAAGAAAAUGGAGGUGGGGGGAAGGGACCCUCACGUUGUCCAGGUUGGGACCAUCAGAGAGUUUCUGACGGAGGAAGGGCCACCACAAAUUAAGCAAGAACCCCACGAGGGUCUACCACAGUGUUGGGAAGCCCAGUGGCAGGAGUUCCUGAGGACAAUGCAGGCCCCUCAUUCAGGAUGGAAAAACCCACCACUGCCUCAGACCUGGUCAGAGGAGGAUUCUCGGGAUAUACAGGCCAGCUUCAAGGGAGUAGCUGAUGCCAGCCAGUGGUCUAGAGGAGAGCAUCUGGCCCAGACACUUCCAGGCCGCCGUGGAGAAACCCAAGCAAGUGCCAAGUCUUCCGUGAAAGUGGAGGGAGAGAUUCUGAACGAGGAGGGCAUCCGCUUAGAGACCCAGCGCCAGCACUUCCGGCAGCUCUGCUACCAGGAGGCUGAGAGGCCCCGAGAGGUUUUCAGGCAGCUCCAGGAACUCUGCCACCGGUGGCUGAAACCAAUGACAUACAGCAAGGAGAGGAUCCUAGAGCUAGUGAUCUUGGAGCAGUUCCUGACCAUCCUGCCUCAAGAAAUGCAGAGAUGGGUCUGGGAACGUAGGCCAGAAACCUCUGCCCGAGCAGUGGCCCUGGCAGAGGAUUUCUUGUUGAGACAGCAAGAGCCUGAGAGGUUAACACUGAAGAUGUUGGGGCCUUUGGAAGAGGUGACAAUUGAUUCCCCCAAGUCUGAGCUCCAUCCAGAGACAGAGAGGCACAUAUGGAAGAACAAGGAGGCCUUCCAACCUGAGCAAGUGGACAUUGGUGAGAUAUCUCCAGGAAGGGCCAGAGGACCAUCGUUCCAAAGUCCUGAUAUGAACGAGGUGCCUGGAAGUCAAGAGGGCUCAGAAAGUCACCAGGAAAACCAUUCAGGGAAGACAGCAAAACAAACUUUUCUUCAUAAGGAAGAUGAUCAGGGCUCCCACAGUAAACUUUUUCCUGGGGUUAUCUACAAUUGUCAGACAAAAACUACAGCAAUUGACUCUGGGGAAAUCUUCCGCCAGGACUCCAGCCUUCCUAAGGAUCAGGAAAUGCAUCGGAAAGAAAAGCUACAUGAGUGUAUAUAUUGUGGGGAAGUCUUCAUGAAUACAUCACACCUUAUUACGCAUCUGCGAAGCCACACGGGAGAGAAACCAUACGAAUAUCCAGAUGGUGGGCAAAGCUUCAGUCUUCCAAUUGGACAUGAGAGGGCUUGUAUUGGAGAGGAACAAUAUGGUUGCUCUGAGUGCGGGAAAAGUUUCAGUGACAGCUCUUACCUUCGAAAGCAUCAAAGGAUACAUACGGGCGAGAAACCAUUCAAUUGCUCACAGUGUGGGAAAUGUUUCGCCCAACGCUCUGUGCUUUGGAGACAUAAGAGGACUCAUGUGGGGGAGAAGCUACAUACCUGCUCAGACUGUGGCAAGGGCUUUUGUGAUAAAAAUUCCCUUCGCACGCACCAGAGAGCCCACACGGGAGAGAAACCGUUUGAAUGCUCCGAAUGCGGGAAACGGUUUGGCUAUGCCCCUAACCUUGCAAGGCACAAAAAGCUGCACACAGGAGAGAAGCCCUUUCAGUGUUCAGACUGUGGCAAACGUCUGUGUGAUAAAAAAUCCCUUAUUAUGCACAAGAGAACCCAUACUGGAGAGAAACCGUACACGUGCUCAGCUUGUGGCAAAAACUUCAGUUGGAAAGGAUCCCUCCUUAUACAUGAAAGGACCCAUACAGGAGAGAGACCGCAUCAGUGCUCAGACUGUGGCAAAGGUUUCUGCGAUAAGCAGUCACUUAUUACGCACCGGAGAGCCCACACGGGAGAGAAACCAUAUGAGUGCUCCAAGUGCGGCAAACGGUUCGGUUAUGCUCCUAACCUCGUCCGCCAUAAGAAGCUACACACAGGAGAGAAGCCCUACCAGUGCUCUCACUGUGGGAAAUGGUUCUCUCAGCCUUCUGACCUCCUGAGACAUGAGACAAUCCACACGCGAGAGAAGCCACAUAAGUGCACGGACUGUGACAAGAGCUUCAGCCAGAAAGCAUCCCUCAUUGGACACAAGAGAACACAUACAGGAGAGAAGCCGUAUGAGUGCUCUGAGUGUGAGAAAAGAUUCUGUAGUUUCUCCGGAUUCCGUAAACAUCAGAGAAUCCACACCGGAGUGAAACUAUAAGAAUGCUUGGAGUGUAAGAAAGGCUGAGACUUGAAAGCUUAGGUGGUGAGAAAAGAUUCUUCCAGUUGGAGCUCCAGUCAUGGGGGACACUGGAAAAUUUAUACAGGAGCACAGAUUUCCAGACACUUGCUCUUAACAUCUUAGGGGGGAGGGACAAUGGGUUGAAUCUGGAGAAGCAUGAGUGAAAUUCCACUUGUGCAAUGGGAGUUUCCCACCCCCUCUUCCCCACUGCAAACCCCAGUUCUGCUCUUGAAGGAUAGGGGAUCCUCCAGAAUGGAGGGUUGCCAUGGGAGGAGGCGAUAAGAAUUUGGGGGAUACUCCUUUCACAAGUGGAACUGCAUUCUGCUCAUACUAGGCACCUUUAGAACCAAGCCAGAAUCUUGAAAUAUCUUUGCCUGGGGCAAUGUUUUCCAGAAUUGCUCUCAGGGUGCUAAACAUUGGAAAAUCUACUGCAGUUGCUGAACAUGUUCACUCCUCAUGUCUAUUUAUUUUACUAUGGAGAAGAAAAACGUUAUGACACCAAGAACUGAGCAACGAUUCAUUUGAUGUUCCUGAAGGGUUUUAUUCAGCUCUUGUGCAAGGCUGGUGACGAGAUACUGGGUGCUUGCUUUGGCGGGGGAGAGUGGUCUUAAUAAUGCACAGGCACUGGAAAAAUUCCAUUUUGCUGCAGAUGGGCUGGGUGUGAUGGAGGUUCAGUGUUUAACAUUUCCAUUUCACUUAACCAUUGUUACCCAUCCAGAGCAGCUGGGAUUAACUAGAAAUAUGAAUGCAAACAAUAUCCCUCAAACCUCUUUCCCCUGCCUUGAACAAUGCAGAUCAUUGCAUUUAUUCCAAUCAUCCAUUAUGAUCCAGUGGUGGCUGGGGAGGGCCGCACAGAGGGUGCGGCGAGAGUCCCUUUAACUGGCGAUAUCACCGGCAUUCCACAGUUAGAUUCCCACCUACAGCACUCACCUGGCCACUGCACAUGCGCAGUGGAUUAAGUCUGUUAAAGGUACCUCUCGCCACACCUCUUGCACCGCCCUCCCCGACUGCCACUGUUAUGAUCCCCUUAAUGCCUUUUCAGUGAUCCAGCGAAACAGGAUGCUGGACUAGAUGGGCCUUGGGCCUGAUCCAGCAGGGCUGUUCUUAGGUUCAGUGCCGUGCACUGGCUCCUGCCCCACUUUCCUGUAUACAUUUCUCCAGUCAUCUGUUCAAUCUGUCUUCAAUCUCUUGCUCAGGCUUGCCUCUCUUUCCCUCCGACCCUUCUCAUUCGCUGCACUCCUGUGGGGCACUGGAGGGUCCGUGAAUCAGGACUGCUCUCAGGGUGAGGCUGCAGUGCCUUAUCUUCUGUAGCCACCAGGGCUCAGGUUGGGCAUAUUGCUGAGCUCUGUGGCUCCAGGGCUCCAUCUAGGCUGCACUACCAGCCUGCCAAAACACCCCCUCAGCUGACCCCAUGGGCCAAUGUCUGCUGUCUGCUAGUCCCUGCAAAGCCCUGGCCUAGCCCUGGCCAACAUAAGGCCUGGAGGCCGGAUCUGGCCCGCGGGGACUUUUUGGCUGGCCCCAGGGCUGGCCCAAAGUAUUGUGGUGCUUGAGGUGAGGUGCAAAAUUCCUCCUUGCCCCAUGGACCUGGCGGGGGUCAGCCCCUUUUCAAAACUGACCUUUGAAGGCGUUGGACGUGCAAGGAACUGCAAGGAAGAGGAGAGGUUGCUAGGAGCCUCCUCUUCCCUCCUCAUACUUGUUUUCAUUAAUAUUUUUAAUUAAUUAAUUUUCAUGUAAUCAUUAAUGUGUUGAGAAUGUAUCUUGGCCCUUGCCUACCAAGUCAUGGUUUGUUCUGGCCCACCAGGGUAUUUGACUUAUGCAUGCCUGCCCUAGUCUCAGAGCUUGCUCCUCAUUCUGAUCCACUUGCCUCUCAAUACCAGUUGCAGGGGAGUAGCAGGAGGAGAGAGGGCAUGCCCUCGGCUCUUGCCUGUGGGCUCCCCAGAGGCAUCUGGUGGGCCACUGUGCGAAGCAGGAUGCUGGACUAGGUGGGCCUUGGGCCUGAUCUACCAGGGCUUUUUCUUAUGUUAACUUGUCACUGGUGUGAGGGCACUGCCUAUGAGCCUGCAGCUUUGGAUCCUGAACCAGCCUGUCUUUCGUCACACCAGCUUCUGGCCCCCUCUGAUUCUGCCUGCUGUUUUGGAUGCAGUACCUGCUUCUGGUUUGUCUGAACUGACUGCCAGCUCCUUCCAUUCUGGGUCCCAGAACCUGACUGCUUGGAGUCUCAGACAACUUGUCCUCCAUAAAUCAAAAACUAUAUUUCCCAUUUCUCAUCUGUGCUUCUCUUCUUUUCUACUCCUGCCACUGGAAGCUUUACUUCUUGGCAUCCCUCUGGCUCUUUCCAUUGGUAAUUAAACUCGCCUCCUUCUAUUUUCUCCCCUACAGCACUUUUAACUUUCCCCUCCCUCUAUGUGUUGUGUCUGACUUAGAUUGUAAACCUGAAGACUGAGCCUUACGUACAGUGCCUAGUUUAGAUAGCUGCUCUACAAACAAAGAAAACCAUGUUGAAAACAUUUGUUGUUAAAUUUUAGCGUGUGCAGUUCCAUAUAUACUCUCUGUCUUUGGGCUGGAGGCCUGGGAAGAAUCUUGCCCUUCACUUCACUUCAUAGUCUGGGAAUAAAAAAGGCUGCCGGUGA
Hemicordylus capensis (graceful crag lizard) is the source of this 4997-nucleotide messenger RNA. RefSeq names its product zinc finger protein 436-like. NCBI's taxonomy places the organism in Eukaryota, Metazoa, Chordata, Lepidosauria, Squamata, Cordylidae. The record is from RefSeq and is a predicted model, not a curated record. The transcript has 4 exons. Bases 148 to 2346 code for a protein of 732 amino acids.